This is a messenger RNA of Trichoplax adhaerens, 1479 nucleotides long. RefSeq lists its product as uncharacterized. The coding region runs from base 1 to 1479 and encodes 492 amino acids. NCBI's taxonomy places the organism in Eukaryota, Metazoa, Placozoa, Uniplacotomia, Trichoplacea, Trichoplacidae. The record is from RefSeq and is a predicted model, not a curated record. The transcript is spliced from 6 exons.
AUGAAAGAAAUUAUUGCGAUAAUUGUGUUCUGCUUGGCUCUCAUAAAGGGCGAGAUAAAUUCGGAAAUUUUAAUUGUUUCCGAAAACAAUUGCCAUCAGGUUUUCGACAAAGAUCAAGGUCAAAUCACAAGCCUUGGUUAUCCGACAUUUUCUUCAAGUAAUAGCAGUUGCACAUACGUUAUUAAAGCUAAAAAGGGUCAAGUUAUUUCCUUGCAAUGGAAAGAUUUCAAUCUACCAGCUGGUCACGAUCGUUUAUGCCAUGGAUCUUCAGACUCAGUGGUUGUUUAUGACGGCCGCCAAAUAGGCAUUAAUAAUUUAUAUACACCAAUGUGCGGUAAUCAUUCGUUUGAUAUUACUUCCAGUGGUAAUAUGAUGACUGUUGUUUUAUCUUCCACAUCUGAUGAAUUCGAUAUAAUGAGCUUUUAUCGAGGUUUUAAAGCUGCCUAUAAAUCAAUGUCACAUCACUGCAAAAACAUGAUUUAUAAAACUGGUUAUGGAGCUAUCGCUAGUCCCCAUUUUCCUAUGGCUUAUCCUGCAAAUUUAGACUGUGUAUACACGAUAAAAUUAAAUCAAGAUCGUGUUAUGCUACUAGAAUUUGCGGAAUUUGCAUUGAAGCCAGUUAAAGGAAAUAACAAUAAGAUGGCAAUGGACGAUUGUGAUGAUUAUGUAGAAGUCUAUGAGGGUGCAAUCAGUCAGCGAAAUCGUUAUUUUAGACACUGUGGAUAUUAUAAACCGCAUCCUAUUACUACUGGUGGUAACAUCGUCCAUAUUAAAUUACAUUCUGCAAAAUCCCAACUUGCGCUGUACACUGGCUUCAGAGCAUUUUAUUACUCGGGUGUUCCUAAUAAAUGUGGAUUGUUCUAUGGCACUCCGUCUGGAGCUUUAACUAUUCCAGUUAUACCACAAACUAGCGGUAUUAAUGUUGAAUGCCAAUUUACUAUUAAAAGUCCGCAAGUAGCUUACUAUCGAGUUCGUUGGUUAAGUUUUGGCCAAGAUCUUUUCAAGAAGGGUUGUGAUGAAAAUAAUUACAUUGAAAUCUACAACGGAUUUUAUGACAAGAAGGAUAAACUACUAGCUAAGAAAUGCGAUACAAAAUUAGAUGAAUUUGAUACGCAAUAUAAUGAAAUGUUGGUACGAUUCAAGAUUGAAAAGUUCAAUCCGUCAAGAAAUUUUAAAUUUAUAUACAUCGGAGUUACAAAUAAUACGGUGAAGGUUAUAACCGAUAAAAAUCAGACUUGUACGGCCAAGACAACAAUUGUUUAUCGAUAUAGCGGACCAGAAGUUAUUAGCAGAGAAGUGAAAUGUGAAUUAUUUUCCAUUGGUGGAUUACCAUUUUGGGCAUCGCUCCUGAUUGUAUGCGGUGCCGGAGGUGGUGGCUUAGGAGCUAUCAGUGUAGCAUUUUGCUUAAUCCGUAGACGAAUUAGGGCUCGAAGGCGAUAUCGACGAUUUGAAAGGAGUGAUAGCGAAGGAUCGCUAUAA